UUCGGCGACUCGCUCUCAUCUCAUUGUACAAGAGCACUUGCAUGAAGCGAAAAAGCGAAAAUGACAAGAGAUUUGGCAGCGCAGAUUGGUGUCCACCAGUCGUGAUUUUGGUCUUGUUUGUUUGUUUGCUUAUUUGGCUUGAUCCUCAGAUUUGAGCACUUUUAUUUGCUGUGUUAAGGCAACAAGUAACAAGAUCCAGUUUCUGAUUCGCUCAGAACGGCGCGUCAUCAAAUUUUUCUAAUAUCCCACCCAUGGAGCAAUCGGACGCCAUACAGCGUCUGCGGGCUGCGUCCACGGCCACCGUUCUCGUCUACCAAUCAGUGCGUGCUGCAGGCUUUGGCUGGGCUGUGCACUGCUGGGCGAGCGGCAGGCGGUACCAACCGAGCCUGACCGCUCAGCAGCCACAACAACCAGCACGAAUCGUCAACAUUCAGCCCCGGACACCCAACAACCUCACGCCCACGCCUGAUCGUGCUGCUGGCAGUCCAAGCAUCAUCACAGCCAUCGUCCGGGCGCCGUCGCGGGUCCUAGCGCGUGCGAUUGUCAAUGUACUGACCCGAAUUGUCGGCCUUUCGCCGCCGUUCGUCCCGGCGUCGUUUGCAAGGCUGCUCGCAUGGACGAACUUGUCGCGGGAUGCAUCGCUGACACUCGAGCGACUGGCGCUGGGGCACGAUCUGCGCGACGAGGAUCGGCCCAUCCAUGCAGGCGUGCAUUUCAUUCUGGCGUACGUUCUUGCGACCAUUCUGAGCCGCGUUGCCACGUUUACUAAAAGUGCAAACAAACUGCCACCAAAGGACCGGAACAAGCUGGCUGCAUUCUUGUUACGACGCGUUCGACUCACCAGAGCCAUUCCAAUAACCCUAGCAGUCGUGUGCUUCCUGGAGGAGCUCACACACCUGCUCACAACAUUGUUACUUCAACGCAACCGUCUCAUGCUUGACGGUCGUCUUGCGGAUCAAGGGCAAUGCACAGAGACUGGUAGUGAACAUCAUCUCACAGGCGCUGCUGUCCGCCCUGCAUCCGAUUGCAGCAUUUGCCAAGGAUCGAUUGCCGAUCUGUCUCCCUCCGAAGCGGCGCUGCUCGAAAGGAAUCAGCCGUUGCACGAUAUAGCAGUAUGGCACCGCCAAAUAGCGCUUCUUCGACCACGACGCCGGCGACGGUCACGCUCUGCAGAAGUAGAAUCGUUCUCGGAACCGUCUUCAGAAUCUUCCGCAGAAUCGUCCUCAGAAUCGUCCUCUGAUCCAUCCUCAGAAUCCUCCUCUGACGACGAGUCGACGGAUACAGACACUUCCGAUGUUCGCACCAAUGUCGGUGAUUUUCAACCCAAUCCUGAGACCGAAGCACCACAAGAAUCCGCAACGCUCCCGCCUCUCCUAAACUUCUGCAAAUCCGUUCCGCAGCAUGUCGCACAUCUUGAGUGCAUGCAGAGGUGGUUUGCAUCGUCGCAGCGGGGUGCAGGGCUCUGCCCAGAGUGCCGGCAACCGCUGCGAGCAAUUUCCAAGUUUCUGCCGCGGUUGCUGGCCAAGCUGAGCGACCCUCAGUACUGGGCGUCUCUUUGCGCGCGUGCAAUUCAGACGAGCAUCACUGUUGCUUUGGCUGCAGCGUCACUGCAGGCUUGGUCAGCACUGGGCGACCUUGUCGAGCAGUCCCGGCUUGCCACCAAGCGACUCCAAUCGCGCCUCCGCCUGCAAAAGACGUCUGCGCUGACAAUCGUUGCUCGCGUGCUCUUGUGGCUGCUCCAGUCCAACCAGGGUCUGUUGCUGCUGUGGUUGCGGUUGAUGUCGCCGUUCGCCUUGCGAUGAGUCUAUUGCGGAUUCCUACAAGCUGAUCUGAUGCGUUCUCUGCCGCCCAAGACAUGAUGUAGGUCAUGUUGCUUACGCUUAACUGUGCACGUACUUUGUGAAAUCUGCCAUCCAUUUUCCCCAGUUAUUACUUGGUAUAACAAUAAGUCCUUCCA
Molecule: messenger RNA, 1957 nt
Organism: Capsaspora owczarzaki ATCC 30864
Lineage: Eukaryota; Filasterea; Ministeriida; Capsasporidae
Exons: 2
Coding region: 252-1802 (516 amino acids)
Source: RefSeq, a predicted model, not a curated record